AUGUUAUUGCCUCGAGAAGAUAGUUGUCCUUUAUUUGGUCCCAACUCAGCCGUUCAACACCCACGUGGACCAAGGAAACCAAAAGUGAAAAUCAACAAUUCGGCCGUUAGCAGGUCUGACCAGAAUCCGGCUGGGCCGAAAUUGAUUCGUUACGGUCUCUUCGAGAGGGCAGAAAUGGCAGUACCAAAUGCAAAUCAGAAGAGAGCAGCUACCUCAACUGAAGAUAAUGGCGAGGCUACCGGGCCUGUCGAACGAGAACCGAUUUCUCCAGAUUUUCCAGAGGUGCUAAAGCUCGGUUUUCCUACGAGUGUCGUUUCCAACUUCAUAACGUCAAAGGCCGAACAAGCUGUUAAUGAGGCUGUGCCAUGGCUGCCCUUCCAGCCUCCAUUGCAACUACCUCUUUCUUUGUCUCUAUCGGCUCUCUUGUCAAUAGCUUGUUUUUCAUCGCAUAUUUUGCCAUGUACCUCCCAGGUACACAGUGAACCAUCAUUAUCAUCGCCAUCAUCAUUCUCAACUUUUCCUUACUUUUCCUCCUCCUCCUCCUCCUCCUCAUCAUCAUCAUCUUCUUCUUCUUCUGCUGCUGCUUCUUCUUCUUCAUGUUCCUGUUCCUGCUCCCCCUCAUCUUCAUCAGCCCCCUUCCUCCACAAUGCCACACUCGAGUGGCUUAGCCAAAUGCCUUCUGUUCGCGAUUCGAAAAAAGACGAAAGUGGUCUGGAACGUGGAGAAAAAGGACAGACUUGUCAAAACGAAGGUGAGCUGGCCAAAGAGGGAGAUGAAAAAGCAUAUUUGAGACGAAGUGAGACAGGGAAAUUGGAAGAAUUACAACAGGAUACGAAAAUGACCAGCGUUUUACCACUACAUGAGACUUCCUUUUUAAGGUCGCCCAACUUUAGCCCAACUGCAUUGAAUCAGACGACUAACUGUUCAGUCAUCGAGCCAACUUUUAACUUGUCCGGCACACCUUGGCUAGGCAACACCUCUUUGCAUGCGAGCAAACUUCCGCCAAUUGAGCCCUUAAGAUCUGGAGUUGAGAAGUCAUCCAGGCAAUGGCAGCCUAAAGGGCCGGUGCUUGAUCGGUCUCCAACACCCUUCCUCCAGGCUGGUCAGACACAUACAGGCUUUUGGAGUUGGGCUCAUCUAUUUUCCGGUCUUAGUUCGAUCCUGAAGGCCAGUUCAGAUAUCUCUAUGCUCAAGUCGGCAGAGCUUCAACCGUCAACUCGACAUUUUGCAGAGUAUGACAGAAAAGUCAUCUCCAACAUACCCGACGGUCAGAGAGGGCUGGUUGGCUUGCACACACACACACCGGCUGUGGACGUGGAGAGGGGGCAGCAGAUCCUGAAGAGUUCUAGUCAUGCAACGAAUCAUCUCUCAACAAUGUCUCAAGAGGAUGACAAGACAGUGAAUUGGCUUGGCCAAUUUCACGAGGCCUCUGUACUUCAGCCGCCAAUAACCACUUUGAAUACAGACUUUGCUGUGCAAGCAAACCCGAAUCAGAUGUCAUCGGUCAUUUGGUCGCCUGUUUCACCUUCAUCAAGUCAAGCUCAGUUAUUGUCAUUUGAAACCUCUCACAGUUGCCCAAGCUUUGCUUGGCCGGACGAAUCACGCGCCUUAGGAGACAUCUCGGUUGCCAUGACACCAAAUGUCUGGCAGCCUAUCGAUGAGGGUCAGAAGCUGGGGACGGAGGCCUUGAAUCUGGUGGUACGAAAGAAGCCAGUUCAUCUAAAUCAGGAGCAAAAUUCCGUGAUCUUCGAGACACCAUUACCA
Protopolystoma xenopodis is the source of this 1764-nucleotide messenger RNA. Lineage: Eukaryota; Metazoa; Platyhelminthes; Monogenea; Polystomatidea; Polystomatidae. The record is from the annotation of a GenBank genome assembly.